Neoarthrinium moseri is the source of this 1209-nucleotide messenger RNA. RefSeq lists its product as uncharacterized. Gene Ontology annotation, molecular function: heme binding; oxidoreductase activity, acting on paired donors, with incorporation or reduction of molecular oxygen; iron ion binding. The record is from RefSeq and is a predicted model, not a curated record. The transcript has 3 exons. NCBI's taxonomy places the organism in Eukaryota, Fungi, Ascomycota, Sordariomycetes, Amphisphaeriales, Apiosporaceae. Bases 1 to 1209 code for a protein of 402 amino acids.
AUGUCAUUUCAGGACAUAUACGGAGUCCCUACGAAGUCGAGAAAGCUGUUCCCUAAGUCGGAAUUAUUUUAUGACAUGGGAAGCACAGCAAAUAUCGGAUACGAACGAGACCCGGAAAAGCACUCUGCCAAGCGCAAGAUGUUCGCGCCUAGUUUUAGCGCACAGGCUUUGAGAGACCAAGAACAUAUUAUUCAUCAGUAUACGGAUAUCUUCCUCCUACAGAUAGAACGACUUGGUACUCAGCCUAAUCGCAUAAAUAUCACCGAAGCCCUCGAAUGGCUGACUUUCGAUAUCAUGGGUGAGCUCACGUUUGGGGAAUCCUUCGGCGCAGUACGAGAAGCGAAGCAUCACUAUUGGGUCUCUAUUCUCCUAGCGGCAGUCUACGGAGCCAGCGUGGCAGGACUGAGGAACCGUCUUUCGGUACUGAAGUAUAUCAUACCCUUGUUGAUCCCCAAGGAAACCGCCAAGAGAGCCGCACAGCAUCAUGCUCUCUCGCUGCGAAAAGUUCGUCACCGUCUUGAAAUAGGCGACGCCAACGGACGCGAGGACUUCUUUGCCAAUAUCAUUCGGAAUGGCAAGAUGGGUGAGGAGCAGCUCACCAGCGAAGCAACCAUACUCAUGAUCGCAGGCGCUGAGACAACUGCCACAGCACUCACGGCGGCCUUGUACUUCCUAGGCGCCAAUCCCAGUUGUCUCUCUGAGCUUAGAGAUGAACUGAGUCGGGCCUUUGCCUCUAGCAAAGAUAUCACGGGAGACCGGACGGCAGGGUUUCCUUAUCUCAACGCAGUCCUGGAGGAAACAAUGCGCAUUUUCCCACCUUCUCCCGUCGGCCCUCCGCGGAAGUCACCUGGGGAAACCGUGGAUGGGGUUUUUGUACCAGAGGGGAUGUACGUCUCAACCGACAUAACGAGUCUACACCGAGACGCCCAUAAUGCCCCGGACCCGCAUGCCUGGAAGCCAGAUAGAUGGAUUGGGGAGCAAGGCAAGCAUGGGAAACCUUACACGGUGCCUUUCAGCAUCGGCUCUCGGUCAUGCAUUGGAAUAACCCUCGCGUACCUGGAGAUGCGCAUCGUCCUGGCCAAGAUUGUUUACACCAUGGAGUGGGAGUUUGUCGAUGACCCAGGCUACUGGCCGGAUCGAUGUACACUCACGCAACUGUGGAAGAAGGCGCGCUUGGAAAUGAGGUUUCGGCGUCGAGCUUACUCCUGA